AGCCCCGGGCGCCGCCCGCCCGCCGCAGGUGCAGCCACCGCCGCCCCGCGCCCGCCCGGGACACCCAGACCCCGGCUCCGCCCCGGCCCCGCCCCGAGGGUUCAUUUGCAUGAGUCUGCGGCCCCGCCCGGGGCGGCUAAAGCGACGUGUCCUUGUCCCCCGUGGGCAGCCUCGGCGCGUGCGGCCGCGGAUCCCCAGCUCCAAGGGCCUCAUCUCCCUGCCACCACCUCCUGGGACAGCCAGUCCAGGGCCAUGAAGACCAAGAACCGGCCCCCGCGGCGCCGGGCCCCGGUGCAGGACACAGAGGCCACCCCCGGGGAGGGGACUCUCGAUGGGCCCCUGCCCAGCCCGGGCCCAGAGCCGGCCAAGAGUCUGCGGAGCCGGCCAGCCCGAGCAGCAGCAGGGCCUCGGGGCGGGGGCGAGGGCGGGCGCAGGCGGCCAGGACCGUCAGGGCCUGGGGGCCGUCGGGACAGCAGCAUCCAGCGGCGGCUGGAGAGCAACGAGCGGGAGCGGCAGCGAAUGCACAAGCUCAAUAACGCCUUCCAGGCCCUACGCGAGGUCAUCCCCCACGUGCGCGCCGACAAGAAGCUCUCCAAGAUCGAGACUCUCACACUGGCCAAGAACUACAUCAAAUCGCUGACGGCCACCAUCCUCGCCAUGUCCAGUGGCCGCCUCCCAGGCCUGGAGGGGCCGGGUCCCAAGCUCUACCAGCACUACCAGCAGCAGCAGCAGGCCGCCGGGGGUGCACUGGGGGCCAUAGAGGCCCAGCCCCAGGGUCACCUGCAGAGGUACUCCACGCAGAUCCACAGCUUCCGAGAGGGCACCUAGUGCCUGGCUGUUGAGGGGGGGGUGGCGGUGGCUGUGGUGGCCCAGCCUGCUUCUCCCAGCCCCGGCCUUCAAG
Molecule: messenger RNA, 901 nt
Organism: Sapajus apella (tufted capuchin)
Lineage: Eukaryota; Metazoa; Chordata; Mammalia; Primates; Cebidae
Gene: BHLHA15
Product: basic helix-loop-helix family member a15
Exons: 2
Coding region: 253-828 (191 amino acids)
Molecular function (GO): protein dimerization activity
Source: RefSeq, a predicted model, not a curated record